Messenger RNA from Penaeus chinensis, 1445 nucleotides. Its product is annotated as TIMELESS-interacting protein-like. Gene Ontology annotation, molecular function: DNA binding. Gene Ontology annotation, cellular component: nucleus; replication fork protection complex. Gene Ontology annotation, biological process: DNA replication checkpoint signaling; DNA damage response; replication fork arrest. The transcript is spliced from 7 exons. The record is from RefSeq and is a predicted model, not a curated record. The coding region runs from base 176 to 1309 and encodes 377 amino acids. Lineage: Eukaryota; Metazoa; Arthropoda; Malacostraca; Decapoda; Penaeidae.
CAACAAUCCGCGCCAAAAUUUCUCCUUCUUAGGCCACCCAGCCACGGAAAAACUCAUCACAUUUCUUCGCUUUUUCUCUAGUUAAUUGUGCUGAAAUUGCGACAGAAGCGUGGAAAUAAACGCAAGAGGUAUAUAAAGGAACCAAGCGAGAAGGAGAUUGAGUGAGAAAUUGAAGAUGGAGAUGGACAUAGAGGAGAUGUUUGGCGUCCGUCCAGCCGACAGUGACAGGGGCUCGGAAUCGGAGGCUGAGGAGGACGAGGAUGACGACAGAGGGGAAAACAACCCAAUGGACGAGGCUAUUGAAGUGCCGGAACGAGGUCAGCAGGCAAAAGCAGAACCCGUCAAACCGAAGAGAGUCGUAAAAAACCCACAGCCCAAGCUGGAUGUCCACCGCCUGGGAGGUCCGCGUGGCAUCCCAGUCCUGCAGAAGUCCUUCAAGGACGUGAAGUGGAAGGGCAAGGGGUAUGAGAAGGAGGAUUUAGACGUCCUCCUCAAGCGACUGGAGCAUUGGGCUCAUCGUCUCUUCCCAAAGUUGCCUUUUAACGAUGUCUUGGAGCAGAUUGAGAAACAGGGAUUCAAGAAGCCAGUUCAGGUCCUCAUCAAGAAGCUGAGACUGGACAUGUUCACUGAAAGCGAAUUAAACGGUGCCAACCCUGAUGAGGACAAUGUACGGAGAGGGAUUCACGAUGAGGAACCUGUAAUCGAAGAGCCCCCUGUGGACAUUUUCGAUGAGCUCCUGGGCCAGAGUGGAUUUCCUGCAUCUCAGCCCACUACCGUACCUGCUUUUACCUCUCUCCCAUCAUCGCCAGUGGAGAGUACUUUUACGCUAUCAGAGGAACAGAGAGAGCGUGUGGAACGUAACAGGCGCUUGGCAGCCGAGAGACGAGCGGCCAAGCUAAAGCGGCAACAAGAAGAGGAGGAGAGAUUACGCCAGAUGGAGGAAGAUGCUCACUCUUCCUUUGAUGAUAUAAGGGGCAGUGGAAUAGUAGGUGGUAAUACCAGCACACAGAAUAACAAUGAAUCUCCCGAGAAGCAGAAUAAAGAAAAGGAAACUCCAAAGGAACACGAUAAAGGGGAGACAGCAGAUAAUGCAACAGAGGACAUGGAAACAGAACCAGCCACAGAAGCAGAAACUGACAAAGAUGGAAAGGAAGAGAACACAGCUGAAAAUGGAAGUAAAGGAGAUACUGAUAAUCAGGAAGAUAAGGAGAGGGAGAGUACGAGUGAGGAUCCACCUGCAGCUGACAAGGGUGAGGAGAAGGAAUUGCACGAUGCUGAUGAUCUUCUUGGUAUGCUAGAGGAUGAAUAAGAAAAAUGCUUUAAUAUAGCAGAAAUAAAGUCGUACUUUUAAUACUUCUAGGUGGAAUGGAAAAGAUGUUAGCUACUUUUUAUAUGAAUUUUAUGCUGUGAAUUUUUGUAAGCAAAAUAUACUUUGUGUAACUGCA